Lemur catta (Ring-tailed lemur) is the source of this 6636-nucleotide messenger RNA. RefSeq names its product synaptopodin (gene SYNPO). Gene Ontology annotation, biological process: positive regulation of actin filament bundle assembly; spine apparatus assembly; modification of dendritic spine. The record is from RefSeq and is a predicted model, not a curated record. Gene Ontology annotation, cellular component: actin cytoskeleton; stress fiber; Z disc. The transcript is spliced from 3 exons. Lineage: Eukaryota; Metazoa; Chordata; Mammalia; Primates; Lemuridae. Gene Ontology annotation, molecular function: actin binding. Bases 1878 to 4598 code for a protein of 906 amino acids.
UCUUUCAUGCCCUAUCAGUCAUUUCUACCUUAGUAAGAAUGAGUUUAUCAGCUCUUCUGUGAGGAAGAAGGGAGGGUGCAUGAGUUGUUCUAGGCAGCUGGGUUUCCAGGGGAGAGGGCCCUGCAGAGGAGCAUGAUCACAGAUGAGGCAGUGGAGGGCCCUGCCCACCGUCCUGCAGGAGCACUGGAGCCCCUCUUGGUGCCUCCUUCCUGGGACCGGGUCUGGAAGGCAGAGUAGUAAAGGGAUGGGACUGAGCAGCCAGACUUGCUGAGUUUUGAAUUGCAGCUCUGCCACUUCCAAGUUGUGUGACCCUGGGCAGGUCUCUCUGAGAGCCGGUUUCAUCUGCAAAAUGGGAAGAAUAACAAUACUUCCCUCGGGGCUGCUGUGAGGACUGAACGAGUUGAGGAGCACAGGGGCCUCAGCACUGUGCUUGGGCCUCAGCGAGGGCUCCGGGGUCGCAGCAGCCAUCACGAUCCUCAGUCUCACAGCUGGGCCAGGGCUUCUCCCCCAUCCUCCACUUCGGGACUUGCCCUGUUGGACCCUGUUGGACCCAGGUCUUCUGAGCCCAGGCAGCUCUUCAUUGUGUCUGCCCCUCCCCCUCCUCUCUUGAAGGCCUGUCUUCAGGGCUCCUGAUCCCACACCCAAGUUGUCUCUUUAAAGGGCCAGCACCCCAACCUGGCCCUGCAGGGGCUUAGACUUGGAGGGGGUAAGGGGCUUAGACUUGGUACAUCGUGACCUGCACAGGUGCGGGUUACAGACAGGCAGACUGAGGGCUCAGUGAGGUGCCUGUCCCUCUGGCCCUUGGCCAUCUUCUGCUUCUCUGGUGCCAGGGAGCACAAUCUUGGACCUGCUGGCUCGGGCAUUGCCAGAGGUGGCAGUUCCCUAGUCUGGGGAAUUUUAGAUGGAGCUGCCUCCCCCGGUGCCCUGCCACAAAGGACGGACUCUGGGGUGCCUGUAAUUGGCCAAGCCGCCCCUUCUCCCAGCUUUGUUUGUAUAGGGUGGCAAAAAUCGUCUGGAUUGCUGGCUGGGUCUGGUCCAAACCUCCUGCCGAAUUCCUUUUCUGUGGAGUCACUGCGGGUUGGGGUGGGGGCUGUGGGAGCUCUCCUCGGAGGGCAGGGCUCGCUUACCUCCUGGCCUUGUCUGCUGUUCCUCUUGUCCCAGAACAGUAGCUUAGGGAUGGUUCCGAGCUCAGAGAGGUGUUGGCGGAGGGUCAGCAGCGCAGCCCAGGCUGGGAGCCCAGCUGGGAGCCAGCAGACCUGGGUCCUCGGCCCACGUCCUCCUCUGUGACCUCCUCCCUCACCGAGCCUCCCAGCCCAGCUCAUCUCAGAGGGCCUUUCACACUCUGACAGCUGGGGAUUUUCUAAACCCAUUGUCUUUUUUAGCCAGCCUGGGGAUGGGACUGAAACAGAAAGGUAAGGAGUAAAGCAGAAAAAUGCAGGGACAUUGAGAGUUCUGGGUCAUUCAAACAUGGGGACCUUCUAUGAGCCUCACAGCGUGGGAGCCGGCCAGGCAGGAGCCCGGAACUCUGCACUCAUGUAGUGGCAGCGUUGGGCCGGAGCACUAGCCUCUCCGAGAAGGACCUGAAGGAGGCCAAGGCGCGGAGCCGGCAGAUUGCAGCCCAGCUGACCACCCCUCCCAGCUCCAAUUCCCGUGGCGUCCAGCUAUUCAACAGGCGCCGGCAGAGGGUGAACGAGUUCACCUUGGAGAGCCACGGCCAGAGGGGACCGAAGCCCAGCCAGGAGUCCCUCAGAGUGCUCCCUGCGAGCCCCCCAGGCCAUGCCCCAGGGCUCAGCCUGAGUCCCACCUCACUGCCUGAGCCAGGCCCUCCAAGGCACCCCAAACCCCAGAGCCCCGGCAGAGGGGUCCCUGGUCACAGCAUGGAGGGCUACUCAGAGGAGGCCAGCUUGCUGCGGCACCUGGAGCGGGUGGCCAGUGAGGAGGAGGAGGUACCGCUGGUGGUGUAUCUAAAGGAGAACGCAGCCCUGCUGACAGCCAAUGGGCUCCACCUGUCCCAGAACCGGGAGGCCCAGCAGUCCCCACCGACCCCACCUCCGGCGGAGGUCCACAGCCCAGCCGCAGAUGUCAACCAGAACCUUCCCUCGCCCAGUGCCACACUCACCACACCAGCUUCUAACAGCAGCCACAACCUGCCAGCCACCGAUGUCAAUCAGAACCCACCGGCGACUGUCGUCCCGCAGAGCCUGCCUCUUGCUAGCGCCCAGCAGAAUUCCUCAGAGGCCCAUCUCCCGCCGAACGGCACAGUGCCAGAUGCCAAACCCAGCACCCUGUGUGCCGAUGGGCAAGCCCAGGGGCCAGGUCCGGAGGUGAGAUCCAGCACCCUCCUAAUUGACAAGGUGUCGACUCCACCUGCCACCACCAGCACCUUCUCCAGGGAAGCUACUCUCCUUCCCAGCGCCGGGGCCCCAGCCCCAGAUUUCAUGUCUAGCUCCCUCCUCAUCGACGUCCAGCCCCAUACCCUAGUGGUGUCAGAACAAGAGAUGUCUGGGCGGGCAACCGCCACCACGCCCACCAAGGUGUACAGUGAGGUCCACUUCACCCUGGCCAAGCCCCCCUCGGUGGUCAACAGGACGGCCAGGCCUUUUGGGAUGCAGACGCCAGGGGGCACCAGCCAGAUGGAGCGGAGCCCCAUGAUAGAGAGACGACAUCUUGGGGAGAAGGCCUCGGUCCCCCAGCCCCCCAGUGUGGCAGACCGGAGCCCCCGGCCACAGAGGCACGUGAUGUCGCACAGCCCCAUGGUGGAGAGGAGGCUGGUGGGGCAGCGCAGCCCAGCCUCAGAGAGACGCCCUGUGGGGAACUUCGCCCCGCCCCCCACCUACGCUGAGACUUUGUCCACAGCCCCUCUGGCUUCCCGGGUCCGGUCCCCGCCGUCUUAUUCCGCCCUGUACCCCAGCUCUGACCCCAGGCCUUCUCAUCUGAAGGGCCAGGCGGUUCCUGCCAGCAAGACGGGCAUUCUGGAGGAGUCGAUGGCCCGCCGGGGCAGCCGCAAAGCCAUGUUCACCUUCGUGGAGAAGCCCAAGGUGACCCCAAAUCCAGACCUGCUGGAUCUGGUACAGACGGCCGAUGAGAAGCGGAGGCAGAGGGACCAGGGGGAGGUGGGCGUGGAGGAAGAGCCCUUCGCGCUGGGGGCCGAGGCCUCCAACUUCCAGCAGGAGCCAGCACCUCGGGACAGGGCCAGCCCUGCAGCAGCUGAGGAGGCCGUCCCAGAGUGGGCCUCCUGCCUCAAGUCGCCCCGCAUCCAGGCCAAGCCAAAGCCCAAACCCAACCAGAACCUCUCCGAGGCCUCUGGGAAGGGGGCUGAGCUCUAUGCCCGCCGCCAGUCACGGAUGGAGAAAUAUGUCAUCGAGUCUUCAGGCCCCACGGAGCUGGCCCGCUGCCCUUCACCCACCAUGUCCCUGCCUUCAUCCUGGAAAUACUCCACUAACGCCCCCGGGGGCUUCCGAGUGGCCUCCCGAAGCCCAGCCCGGACCCCGCCUGCCUCCCUCUACCAUGGGUACCUGCCUGAGAACGGGGUCCUGCGCCCAGAGCCCACCAAGCAGCAGCAGCCGUACCAGCUGCGGCCCUCGCUCUUUGUCCUCUCGCCCAUCAAGGAGCCUGCCAAGCCCCUGCCCAGAGCCGCCUCGCCCAGAGCCGCCUCGCCCAGAGCCGCCUCGCCCGCCAAGCCCAGCUCCCUGGACCUGGCGCCCAGCCUGCCCAAGGGUCUCCCUCCGUCGCCUGCCCUGCCUCGGCCGUCCCGCUCCUCCCUGGGCCUCUGCACCUCACCUGGCCAGGACGGCCUCCAGCCCACUGCCGUGAGCCCUCCCUACAGCGGUGACAUCUCCCCCGUGUCUCCCUCCAGGGCGUGGCCUCCCCGAGCCAAGCAGGCCCCCAGGCCCUCCUUCUCCACCCGGAACGCCGGGAUCGAGGCUCAGGACCGCCGCGAGAGCCUGCCCACCUCCCCGCCCUGGACGCCGGGCGCGUCCCGGCCCCCCAGCAGCCUAGACGGCUGGGUGAGCCCGGGGCCGUGGGAGCCAGGCCGCGGGAGCAGCGUGAGCAGCCCCCCGCCGCUGCCGCCGCCGCCGCCCAUGUCCCCGUCGUGGAGCGAGCGCUCCGUGUCCCCGCUGCGACCCGAGACCGAGGCGCGGCCCCCGAGCCGCCAGCUGCAGGCGCUCCUGGCGCGAAACAUCAUCAACGCGGCCCGGCGCAAGAGCGCCUCCCCGCGGCCGGCGGGCGCCGAGAGCCUGCGGCCCUUCUCCCCGCCGACGGCGCCGCCGCCGCCGCCGCCACCGCGCAUGCGCUCGCCGCAGCCCGCCCGCCCGGGCCCGGCCUCGGCGCCAGGAGGGGCUUUCGCCCCGAUCCCGCGGAGCCCGCUGCCCGCCGGGCCUUCGUCCUGCGCCGGUCCCCGGAGCCCGCUGCCCGCGCCGCUCAGGCCCUUCCUCUACCGCCGCUCGCCCACGGACUCCGACGUAUCCCUCGACUCCGAGGACUCCGGGGCUAAGUCGCCCGGCAUCCUCGGCUAUAACAUCUGCCCCCGCGGCUGGAACGGCAGCCUGCGGCUCAAGCGUGGCAGCCUCCCCGCUGAGGCCUCCUGCACCACCUAAAGCCCCACCCCUCAUCCCCAACCCCUGGAAAGCCGAGCCCGAAGAAGAGUCAUCAGGCUUGGGGAACCCAAGGGGUCUGGCCUCUUUGGACAGCCCCAGAGAUAAGGGGUCAGGGGAGGAGAGCACUGGGUUUGGGGAUGGGUGAGGCAUGCAAGCUUCGGUGCUAGCCCUUCCUCUGCCGUUCAGUGGAUGUGUGACCUGGGGCAAGACCCUUCCCCCGUCUGACCCUCAGCUUUCCCAUCUGUUUAAUGUGUCUUCUGCCAAGGCAAUCUCCAAACGUCUAAAUUCCACACUCCUCCCCCAUCAACACACACACACACACGUGUCUUGGAAGUGGUAGGGUGCUGUGCAUAUGGGCCCUUAGACUUGUCACAUCCAGGGUUCCAUACUCCUCCCUCCCCUCCUGGCUCUGCAAGUGAGGUGUGUUCAGAAGAUCCUAGGCCUGUGUCCCACGGCCAGGCCCUGGCUUGACCAUCCGGCUCCCUGGCACCAAGUCCCAGGCAGGAGCAGCUGUUUUCCAUCCCUUCCCAGACAAGCUCUAUUUUUACCACGGUGACCUUUAGUGAGGUCUCCCAGGCCAGCUCAAGGUGCCUCGCUGGCCUUUUGGAGAGAAGAGGCAGGAAGAUGUUCCCCGGGCCUUUGUCAUGCUAUUUUCUCCAACCCAGCCUAGGCUAACCACGGCAUCUUAUCUGCAGCCAGAGAAGACAGCUAUAAGGCAAUGAUUUCCCCCAGGUCCAGGACUUGGGCCUCCAGCCCAUCUGUCCUUUUGGGCCCAUUCAUGGCAGGUUCUGGGCUCAAAGCUGAGCUGGGUAGAGAAGAAGAGAGAUGCAGCCUGUGGCUCUGAUUGUCAUCAGUUUGGGGCUGCCUAUUUGAAAGAGGGAAGCAAAGAGUUCCUUGUUAUGGGAAGUAUGCAAGCUGUGGCCAGGAUGCCUAGAGGAGGUUCUAGGAGGGGGUGGGAUUGGCUCAGAGGACGGACCCCUGAGUCCUGAAUUGCAUUCCAUGGUGUUAGGAAGUAGGGGAAGGUGGUGGAGGAGAAUUGGCUGGGCAUGAAUUCUGGGGCAGAUGGGCUUGGGUGGUUGAGUGAGGGAUUAGGCCAGGAUCUGCCUGUGUCUCUGGCCUGCUAGGAAGUACCCCCUCUUCAGUUUCAGAUCCCAGCCCCAGUGUCCAUAUCAUGCCCAGAAGAGUGCACACUGUCCCACCCAUUUCUUUCCCAUUGCACUCUGGCCUAGCUAGUGCCUGCUGCCCAGCAACCUUGGGGAGCCUGGCUGCAAGCCCUAGCCUGUCCCUUAAACUUUGGUGGCUCUGAUUCCAUUCCCCAGGAGGGACACAGGGAGGAAUAUGGCCGAGUUCUGUAGUUUCCAGAGGUGGCUGGUAGUGCCUUCUAGAGGUUCAGAAUAUCAGCUUCAGGAUACUCUAGAGAGCUGGAAUUGGUCAAGGAUCAAAGGUAUGUAGGUGAAAGGAUACCAGGAUGUUGCUAAAGGUGAGGGACAGAGUGUGACUUGGGGACUUACCCAACCAUCAGGGUGAUGUUCGAUUUGGAACCCCCAAGUGAGGCUGGGGAAAGUUAGGGUCAGGAUGAAAGAUAGUCAGGGUUGGAUAGGGUGCUCUGGAAUGACAGUGUGAUCCCAGAGGGUUCCCAGGGUCUAAGGAAUGGGGCCAUGGGUCCGGUUGGUGGGAAGAUGAGAGGGUGCUCCUGCUCAGUUAAUGGUGACUGACCGUAUUUACUGAAGCCCCCACCUACUGCAGGGUCCCUUGUAACACAGGAGACUGGGGCUAAGGGCCUCCCAGCAGAGAAGAGACCCGAGGAGGCCUCUGGCUGCUGCAGUGGCAGAGAGGAUCCACUUCUACCUGCUAUGUCCCCAAGGGCCAGCAGGAGGCAGCCUUGCAAAGUUGCUGCUCCUAAACCAGUCUCGGCUGUUCUCUUAUUGUCACUGCCCUCUCCCCCUCCUCUCCUUUGACCCACUAGAGCUUGCCUGUGUCCUGCGUCUUGCCUCCUGUAGAAUUCAGCUCUGGCCCUCAAUAAAUGCUUCCUGCACUC